AUGAGUGAGAGGGACCUUGUGCUCCAUCACAAGAUGCUUAAGCAGUUCUUGGAGAUUUCAGAUGAUCUGAGCAAUAAGACCCGAACUAACUCUUCAAGAGCGGCCCGAGCCAGAGAAAAGUUAUUGAAGCUUUCUGGCGCCCAAUUCAGAGAAUUGAGUACUGAUGUGUAUGACGAGUUGAGACGAAGAAUAGACGAGUCGAGGGGAGAACCAGACUUCCUUCUUCCCAAGUCCUCGUUCCACCCGAAGAGAAAUCAAGCGAGACAGAAGUUAAGCUCCUUACCCCAAUCGAGGUUUAAAGAUUUGGUCCUGGACAUCUCGUACGAAAUUGAGCGUAGAAACCUCCACGUCCCGGCCGUGAAUGCUAACAAUACUAAUACUAAUAACAAUAAUAAUAACAAGACAAACUCGCACAAUACCAUGUCCACAUCUUCGGACAGCCGUCACAGUAACCAAUCAUUCAGUCAUAACCGUCAGCAAUCUGCAGAUGUUGGUAGUCAUAUAAAUUCCUUCGACCACUCGAGAAACGUUUCUAUUGGCACUAGAGGGCUGAAGGAACAACAGCAACCACACCAACUGAUGCAGAGUGCCUCGCUGAUGAGACAACAACAGCAUCUGAUAUCUGAACUGCCUCGUGGACAGACUGACCAUCAGCCUUCCAUUGGUGUGCAAUCUACGACCGUUAUUCCGUCGAAGGCUAACUUGACUUGGUCGAGUGAUGAAGAAGACGACGAAGAAGACCUCAAUGGUGCUCAUGAUGACAGUUUUAACGGCGUAAAUAAGAGAUCUAUCGUUGGUGACACUGGAAACGGUAGAGAUGCCAAUGGUGCAGGUAUUGCAGCCGGCUUUGCAUCGGGAGCUUCAGCUGCUAGUGCCGUCGAACCCGUCUCAUCAAAGUCGGUUGCCGAGUUGAAGGAACUCAAUGAAAAGAAUUCUCAGCUUGACACAUUGGUGAACUCCCUCCAGGCUAAGCUUGAAGAAGCUCAACAUGACAAAGAUCACCUCGAGUCCAAGAUCAAACUUCUCCAAGAAGAGUAUGAUUAUUCAAAUACUCAAAACAAAGAGUUAAGUAAAGAAUUAGAAGAAUUGAGUUCAUCCAAGAACCAAUGGCUAACUGAAAAGGAUGUUUACGAUAAGAAAAUAGAAGAUAAUCAACUAAAUUACAUCCACAAAACUGAGUAUGAAACUUUGAAGUCAUCCCUUGGUGCUCUUAGAUUGGAAAACCAGUCUUUGAAGAACAGUGUAUCUAAGGAUAGACAACAGCGUACUGCAUCCACCGAUUUUGCACUGCAAUUGCAACAAAAGCAAAUUCAAUUAGAUCAAGGCUCUCCUACUACCCAAAUUAGCGGCUCAGCUAACUCUGGAGCUGUCAAAAAGGACGUAGAAAGAUUGCUCGAACAAUUGGGUAACAUCGAUACUAGUAGAUCUGCGGUUAAAAAGGGAGGUGAGCAGUCUGUCAUUGAUCUAAAGAUGGAUGUGGCUAAAUGGCAACUGAAAUAUGAAGAAGUCCGUUCUGGUCAUAUUUCCAAGGAUUUGCAGACUAAAAUUAUGAAAAGUGAUGAUUUAAAGCCAUUUAUUUCACCCCAAGGUUCAAUAUCGUUCAAGUUAGUUGCUGACCUUCUAGCCUUUGUGGAAACUUUCUUGAACUAUCUUGACAAUGAUGAUACGUUUGAUUCUGAUUUCCUUUUCGAAAAGAUCUCUAAAAUAUCUGUAACUGCCAAUGCAAUUGCAGCUCAAGGUGACGAUGCAAGUCUCAAUAGCAAUGAGAACUCUAUUUUACUUAGAGAAGCGGUUAGUUAUGCUUUGACUUCAACUAGAUACUACGCCGUAUAUUCUAAUAUUUUACCAAAAGUCAUUGUUGAGAGAUCCUUGGGAGAAAUUUGCUUUUGUCUCUGCGACUUAAUUUCAAUCUCCAAGUUGAACAUCAAUGAAAUAGGCGAUAACAAGUAUGGUGGUGGUUUAAAAGUCAUUCAGAAGAAUGAUGAAGCGAUAAACAGCGGAGUCAGGCCUUUGAGAAUGGCAAAUAGAUUGAGAGAGCAAAGCAAUUUGAGCCCAACUAACGAUAGACAUGAAAUAAUUGUUCCAAAAAUAAUUCCAACCCAGGUGGAUAAUGAUUCAAAUGCUUCUUCUAGGGCCAAAGGAAUCUCAUCUUUAAGUUCGAGGUUUGAUAGAAAACGUGAAGAAGUUGAACCGGAAGUAACACCAAAGCCAAAGGGUACUCCACCCAGGGCACAAAUUGGAUCAGGUGUUGCAUAUUUGUCCAAAAGGUUAAGUAAUCAAGCAGAAUCAUCUCCGAACAGUUCUCCAUCUAGAAUCACACCUACAAAAUCAAAUAAUAGUAUAUUUGACAAGGUGAAACAAUUCGAAACUUCUCCGAGAAAUGAUGACUAUACUAGAGGCAUCAAUGGAUCUCCAGAAAGUCUCAAAAAGGUAUCAGAAGAAGACAGGGGAUUGUCUGGAGCAUUCAGGGCCAAUGGUAGUAGGAAAGAUAAAAUUGAAGAAUCUGAGCCAAAGCCAGUAGGAAAAGGAAUUUUUCAAAGUUUAAGAGAGAAGCUUGUGUCAGCUGACAACAAUGAAGAUCUCAAUAACUCUGAUGAAAAGGUCGACACUUCAGUAAACGAUACUAUGGCUGAGAGAGAUUUAAACUCAACUAAUCAAACUACGCCAUACAAUGAUAACCAUUCUAUUUCAUCGGUGAAAUCAGAUUCAGGUAAAGGAUUCUUCCUGUCUAUCAGACAAAAGUUGGGCUCCCAGGAAAACGGAGACAUUGACGAAGAUGAAAAUGAGAGUGAGACUGCUACUAUCACUCCUGCUAAAGAACUUAAGUCAUCAGUAAUGAAUUUCCUGAAGCACAAAGUAAAUAUGGUUAAUAUUGAUGAACCAAAAUCAUUGGGAAGGACUCAAUCUACAGAUUCAAAAGCUGACUCCAAGGCCAGCUUCCACAGCACUUUCCAGUCGCCACAGGCAUCAAGCAAAGCUGUAGAUACAAUCGCUCCAGUUAAGAAAUCAGUCAACAUAUCGCCUAUGCCCGCUCAAGUUGCGCAUCUCAAUACAACUUAUGAUGACGAUGAAGAUGAUGAUGAUGAAUUCGACGAUGAAAGUGAAGAAGAGGACCCAGAAGAAGAAGAAGCAAGACAAAGACAAGAGUACCGUAAGUCUAUGGCUGCAGCAACAUUCAAUGUUGAUUUGUUCGAUAUUGACGAUCCAGAUAACACGUUAACUCAAGUUUUACUCUAUUUAGAAAAUCAAACUGUUAAAGUCAUUUCCACAACUCAGUCAUUGUUAUCGGCUAUUAAGCAUCCACAAGUCACUAAGGAUGUAUUGAGAAGUAAGGCUGGGGCUAUCACAAAUGUUAUAUCACAAAUGACAGAAGCUACCAAUACGUCUAUGAACCAAACCCGUAAUGCCCAAUUGAAGGAGCAUGGUAGUUGGGUCGUUAGAAGUUUGGAGGAUUGCAGUCACCGUAUGAAUAUUUUGUGUAAGGUUAAUCCUGAUGAAUCCGAUGCUACUUUUGCUGAUAAGAAUUUCAAACAAAGAUUGGCUGGUAUUUCAUUUGAUAUCGCCAAGUGCACUAAGGAAUUAGUCAAGACUGUCGAGGAAGCAACUUUGAAGGAAGAAAUUGCUAACCUAAAUGCUAGAUUGAGUCGUCAAGUAGAAUAA
Dujonia railenensis is the source of this 3660-nucleotide messenger RNA. The record is from the annotation of a GenBank genome assembly. NCBI's taxonomy places the organism in Eukaryota, Fungi, Ascomycota, Pichiomycetes, Serinales, Debaryomycetaceae.